Ilex paraguariensis (yerba mate) is the source of this 420-nucleotide messenger RNA. The record is from the annotation of a GenBank genome assembly. Lineage: Eukaryota; Viridiplantae; Streptophyta; Magnoliopsida; Aquifoliales; Aquifoliaceae.
AUGAAAGGUUCCGGGGUAUCACGCUUAAAACAACACAUAGCUGGUGGUUUUUCAAAUGUUGAAAAAUGUGAAAAAUGUGCAGUGGAGGUGUCAAGGGCAAUGAGGGAGCACCUUGAUAGUCAAAAGACAGAGAGUGAAAAAGUAACUAUAGAGAGAGUUGCUCUUAGGGAGACUUUGAUGGAAUCCACACAAAAACGACAUGGAAUUGAUGUAGAUAGUUUUGAUUGUGAUGAGUACGUUGACUUAGACAAGGAGAUGACCCCUUUAGAGAGGAGGCAGUUACAUAUUGCCAAGCAAAGAUCUAUACAUGACUUGCAUGAAUUUGAGCAAGGUAGAGCACGGUAUGAAGGUGGUGACACAUCAAAGGGAGCUUUUUCCUCUCGUUCAGAUAAAAUGAUGGGAAUGAUAGAAACAUUUUAA